This is a messenger RNA of Ostertagia ostertagi, 525 nucleotides long. NCBI's taxonomy places the organism in Eukaryota, Metazoa, Nematoda, Chromadorea, Rhabditida, Trichostrongylidae. The record is from the annotation of a GenBank genome assembly.
AUGCCUGCAGAAGCGUUCAAGAAGCACGAAGUGGUUCCAGACGUGUUGGCUACGGCUCCAACAAAAGUAGUCAAAGCAAGCUAUGACAGUGGCGCUGAGGUUAAUCUCGGAAAUGUUCUGACGCCAACACAGGUGAAAAACCCACCAAAGCUUACAUGGGACGCAGAACCGGGAGCCCUGUACACCGUUAUAUUCACUGAUCCGGACGCGCCAUCUCGCAAGGAGGCAACGUACCGAGAAUGGCAUCACUGGCUUAUCGUGAAUGUACCAGGAAACGACAUCAGCAAAGGUGAUGUACUCGCCGAGUACAUCGGAUCUGGACCACCUAAAGGCACCGCAGGGUGGUCGUAUCACUACGAUUCCGAGCAUGGUCAUUUGACGAAUCGCUCUGGUGAUGGCCGUGGUGGAUUCAAGACAGAGAAGUUUGUUGCAAAGCACAAGCUUGGUACACCUAUUGCAGGAAAUUUCUAUCGGGCGGAGUGGGACGACUACGUGCCAAUCCUUUAUAAGCAGCUCGGUGCCUGA